This is a messenger RNA of Phytophthora nicotianae INRA-310, 2764 nucleotides long. Its product is annotated as serine/threonine protein kinase. Lineage: Eukaryota; Oomycota; Peronosporomycetes; Peronosporales; Peronosporaceae. Gene Ontology annotation, molecular function: protein kinase activity; ATP binding. The coding region runs from base 451 to 2490 and encodes 679 amino acids. The transcript has a single exon. The record is from RefSeq and is a predicted model, not a curated record. Gene Ontology annotation, biological process: protein phosphorylation.
AGGACUGGAGUGAUACAUACGCUACACAAUGCCAGUGUAUCACUCCACCUUGUACGUCCCAUGACGGUCAUGUGCAUCGACUAAGGCGACUUAGGCAGAGAGCUUCAGCCUAGAUAUCACCUAGUGAAGAGAACGGUAGCAUAGCGACGCCUCUAGCCGAGAGAAUAAGCAUGUCGGUCGCAUGGUUGCAGCGUCCCUUCAUGGCCUAAGGCACCACCGGCCACUUCAAUUUGCUGCUUGGACAACCUUGCGCUGUCUGAACGCUGGAAGAUCUGCUGUACAGCUCUGUGUGGUUUUCUACUGCGCUGGACUUCUGGUCCGAACAUUGCAGCUGAAACGGCGACGUUGUGCACCCCGAAGUGAUGGAACCGCCGCUCCACCCAUGAGCUCAACGCUGACAAGGUGCCAGUUACCAAAAGGCUGGAGGCCGCAGAGCGAAUCUCGGGCUCUAUGAAUUAUCGAGCGCCGCUAUUGCGGCUGCUGCUGCUGGUGACGCUCCUCGCGCGCUUGUUGUUAGCGAAGAACUUUGCCGAGAUGAAGAUCUCGGAGCGCAUGAAGCAGCUCAUCGACACGGGCAUUGAGGCACCAAAGCUGAAACUCAACACGGCACUACCCCUUGAGGUGCAGUAUCUGCUGAACGAGAACGACUUGGAAUGGCAAGACUUGGGCGGAACAAUGCAGCGUUUAGUGCUCUGGGAUCAGGGCUAUGUCGUCACGAGCAGCAAUAAAACACGGGAGAUCAUGGUGCGCUGCGAUCUCGGAAUGGAUGGCGUCGUGGUAUCACGUGAAGAGUUCCAGAAUCUGCAAAAUUGCCCGUCGACUUUGUGUACUGAUGCCAUGAGCUCCGAGACUGCGUUGCGUGGAACAGUGUGUGCUGACAGUGAGAUCGAAAAGGUCGCCAAAUGCGCUGUGUUAGUGUCGGAAAGCGAAGCGAAUGCGGCGUCAGUGGACGUGGAAACGAGUUUGAUUUGGGCUGAAGAAGUAACCAACGCGGACGUCCCGAUGCCGACUGCAUAUCGCCAUUCUUUAAAGACUUUCGCCAUUACGAUGCAAUAUCCUAGUACCGGUGGAAGCUGCCCACGCCAGCUUGCACGGGUUAUCCCGUGUGCGACAAUACAGUACAUGGAGAAUAGCACUGAAUGGUGCACACCUAGCAAGUCCGGAGUGGUGCCUGGUCUACUUCAGGAUCUUGUAGACCGUCGGCAAUCGCAGUCGAGUGACAGGGGGUCUUCUGGAAUGAUCAUCGCGAUCUGGGUGGUAGCAGGUAUACUCACUAUGCUGCUUUGCAUCAUUGGAUUCAUGUUUGUUCGCCACAUACUUCGAAGGCGAGAGCAGUCGAGCGGUAACCAAGAACUCAUAGAGAAGUCGACUUUGGAUCAUUACGCGCUCACCCCCGGAGGCGGCUUCUUCGUGGGCCCCCAUGACAGCAACGAUGCAACAGACUCGAUCGCAUCUGAAUUGUCCGAUUUUGAGACGGAUCUGGAAGUGGAUAUCUGCAAACGAUUCUCGAAUAUGUCGGGAAGAUCAGAGGUGGAUUAUUCUGACGCACUAAGUGCGUCGAAGGUGUUGUUGUUGUUCCAGAAUGACCCUUUCGUCCAUGCAUUACGCGUUCCUAUCAUCGAUGUGAAUGGUGACAAGAUGAUCUCACGUGGCAGGGAUGGAUCUCCAAAUGAAGUUCUCGUUGGAACUCUAGGACCUCGCGAAGUCAUUCUCAAGCGCUUGCGAGCUUCUAAACGUAACGAUACGCUUGCAGUUGAACGUUUGGCGCGUGAAAUUCGCAUGGCGGCAAUGUUACAACACCCAAAUAUUGUGAACAUCUUGGGCAUUGCUUGGAACUCGUUCCAGAAUCUCACGGCAAUUUGGGAGUAUCACCGCAGCGGCGACUUGCAGCGUGCACUACGUAGUGGGAGGAAGGCUCAGCACUGGACAUGGACUCGGCAAAAACUACAGGUUGCUAUGGGUGUGUUGCGUGGCUUGUCGUUCCUCCACUCUCACUCACCUCCAAUAAUUCAUGGAGCUAUCGAACCUCGUCACAUUUUGUUGAACUCCGCAACAGGAGAGCCGGCACUCUGUGGACUUGGCCAUUGCGCUGGCCGAGUCCCGACUGCGAUCAAGUCUAGGAAAGCUGGUGAUGAUAGCAUUUGGAGCAGUCCGGAAGUGCAAGCAGAGCGCAUUUUCUCGGAGAAGUCGGAUAUUUAUUCGUUCGGUGUGGUGCUGGUGUCACUUGAUACUGGGAAGCUGCUGGUCGAUGUCCCCAGAGACGAUCUUCUCGACGUGUUGACACCUGUGUGUCCGGAAUUUAUCCGCAAAAUUGCACACAAGUGCCUUCAGGGUGACCCGGCUGCACGUCCUACAUCUCGAGAGCUCCUGCAACAUCUAGAGGACAUUUCUGGAACGAGCAGUCCUUGGCCUUCGAGCGAAUACCCCAAGUAUGCGAAAAGCAGGCUUGAUUAUGACGAACAAGAUGCCCCACCACAGAUAUAUCUUUAAAGUUGACGUAUCUGCCAAAGCUCCAGAUUUUUAACAUUUUCCAAACCGUUAUCGAGUUCAUCAUGCUGACAAGAAAGUGAAUGCACUUGAAGUAUCUUUCAACAAUUAUUAAUCAACACACCGGUGUAUGUCUCGGACGAUAUACAACGGUAGUACACGUGGUGUUACAACUUGUAAGCCUACAAGUAAGCCUGCAAGUAUUAAUGCAAUCAAACUAACUGAGAUAAUGCGUAAAGAAAAAUUCCCUGCAAAAUAUUGUAUGGUUGGUCUCAAC